This is a messenger RNA of Nilaparvata lugens (brown planthopper), 1489 nucleotides long. Its product is annotated as probable signal peptidase complex subunit 2. The coding region runs from base 209 to 793 and encodes 194 amino acids. Lineage: Eukaryota; Metazoa; Arthropoda; Insecta; Hemiptera; Delphacidae. Gene Ontology annotation, cellular component: signal peptidase complex; membrane. The record is from RefSeq and is a predicted model, not a curated record. The transcript has 5 exons. Gene Ontology annotation, biological process: protein targeting to ER.
CUUCUUGUAAACACGCAACCUAGUUGAGUUAUUCGGUGGCGGUAGCAAGCUGGCAAGAGGCAUUAACCUCAACAUCAAUCCACAAUUCCAAUACUCCACGUCAGUUCACAUCACAACCCGUAAAAAUAGAGAAUAGGCAAAACUUUGUAGAAUUUUUAUUUUCUUGAAAAAAGUGUCAGUUAGAGACAGUACUAUCUUUCAGUUGGCUAUGUCUUCCAAAACAAAAGAUGAUGAAACAAAACCCAUCAAAGUCACUAAUAAGUGGGACGGUUCAGCAGUCAAGAAUGCUGUCGAUGAUGCUGUCAGAGAUGUGUUUACAAAAAAAUUCAACUACGUUGAAAAUUUUGCCCUUCUGGAUGUGAGGCUGUGCAUUUGUGGGCUUGCUGUGGGAGUAGCUAUGUUCACUUUACUCUGGGAUUGGCUGCACCCUUUUCCCGAAUCCAGGCCGGUAUUGAUCAUUUGUGUCAGUCUCUACUUUUUCUUGAUGUGCGUUCUCACUGUGUACACGUCUUAUAAAGAGAAAGGAAUUUUCGUUGUUGCUGUCCAGAAAGAUCCAGUCGGUUCUGAACCAGAUAAUGUCUGGGAAGCAAGUUCCUACAUGAAAAAAUACGAUGAUAAAUACCAUCUGGUGCUGACAUGUUAUGAUGGAAAGACUGGCGCCAAAAGAGAAGCAUCGGUGGUCAAGUCGAUUGCCAAUUUCUUCGAUGAGAAUGGAACUCUCAUCGUGGAACUUCUGGAACCUCAGGUUUCCAGGCUGCAUUCCAGUUUGUUGCUUGACAGGAAAGACAAGUAGCUAUAUCAACUCAACAGCACUGUGUAUUUCAUCUUAUUGUUUUUUCUUUAAUUCAAUUUGUGAUGUUCUUUAGAUUGUAGCUACUAAGUUUCAUAAUGAUGAGUCUAUUCCAGAGGAAGGCAUCGUCCAAACCUCUUUUCAUUGCUUUUCAAACUCCGCCAACAGGAUAAUUUUAUAUAGAUUAGUUGAUUGAUUUGCUAAUUAGUUCAUUAUUUUAGCAGUUAUGUCAAAUUAAUAAUUUUGAUAAAAUAUAUUUUUCCGUACUACUUUCACAUAGGUUCGAUUUCUCAUCCGUAUUAGGCCUAAAAAGUCCAUAUGAAAUAUUAAUUUAUUUAUAAAUACAAUUACAAACAUAAAAUAUGAUAGGGGGAGAGCAACAGGUCUAGCCUAAAAUAGUUCUAUUCCUGAAUUUUAAAAUGUAUAACAUUAUAACAUUAAAAGUGGUUAACAUUUCAAAAUAAUAACUAAUAACAUUUCAAAAAGUGGUUAUAUUAUCAUAUUUCAUAUCCAAGAAUUUGAGUCCAAUUUUAUUUCCAAAAUAAAGAAACUGAUAAGAUUUUAUUAUUAUCAUAUAAUUGAUCUAUUGCAGGGCAUUACAAAAUGUCUACUCAAAAACUAUUGUAUCAUCAAAACCCUAUUGAGUAUGUACAAAUGUACCGUAACUGAAUAACUGAAUAAAAUUUGUUGAAUGAGAAU